CUAAAACAACACUUGAUAUUCACAAAGAAACAUUUUAGUACAAGAAUCAAGAUGGACUCCCAAAACAUGAGCUACAAAGCUGGACAAGCCAAGGGUGAAGCUCAGGAAAAGACGAACACCAUGAUGGAUAAGGCUUCCAAUGCUGCUCAAUCUGCUCAAGAAUCCUUGCAACAGGUUGGAAACCAAAUGCAGGCUAAAGCACAAGAAGCUGCUGAAGCUGUGAAGAAUGCAACAGGGAUGAACAACAACAAAUGA
Messenger RNA from Vigna radiata var. radiata (mung bean), 255 nucleotides. RefSeq names its product stress-induced protein KIN2-like. Bases 52 to 255 code for a protein of 67 amino acids. The transcript is spliced from 3 exons. The record is from RefSeq and is a predicted model, not a curated record. NCBI's taxonomy places the organism in Eukaryota, Viridiplantae, Streptophyta, Magnoliopsida, Fabales, Fabaceae.